CUCCUGAGCCACAUGCAGGUCCAUCCUCCUCAUCACCUCCUGAGCCACAUGCCACAGGUAAAUGUGCUCCUCCUGCAGACUUACAAGCAGAGCAGCCAGCUUUUGGUCCACCAAUAGAUCCAGCUGAUUGGCCAUCAGUUCUACCCGAUUCCUUUAGGACUGAUUUAGUAGGUAGAGGGCCUUUUCAGGUUGAUAAACAAUUCACUUUUCCAAGAGAAGAUGGUAGGAGCUUUCACCAUCAUUAUUUCCACAGAACAUUAGUGAAUGGGGAAAAGAUAAAGCGGACCUGGCUUAUCUACUCACGAAAAAACGAUUCCCUUUACUGCAAGUUAUUUUCAAGGAAGGACUACAAAUUAAUGACAGAGGGACUAUCAAACUGGAACAGCAUAGGCAUGCUUCUGAAAAGUCACGAAAGUAGUCCAGAGCACACAACCCUCAUGGCAACCUGGAAAGAUUUUGAACAGCGUCUACAAACCGGAAAGACCAUAGACCAAGCUGAAAGGACACUUUUAGAGGCUGAGAAGAGGCGCUGGAGAGAUGUCCUAACCCGCCUGAUCUCUAUAAUGCAAUCUUUGGCUGAGAGAAAUCUUGCAUUGAGAGGUUCAGCGAACACAUUACACCAGCAACAUAAUGGAAACUUCUUAAAAGAGGUGGAGCUUCUAGCUAAAUGUGAUCCUGUCAUGAAGCAGCACAUUGAGCGUGUGGAGAGUGGCCAGUUCAGUCAUUCCAGCUAUCUUGGAAAUCUGAUCCAAAAUGAACUGAUUGCUUCAAUCAGUGGGAAAAUGUUGGACACAAUGGUGACUGAGAUUAAACAGUCCAAAUAUUAUUCAAUCAUUUUGGAUUGUACCCCUGACGUAAGCCACCAAGAGCAGAUGUCAGUCAUCAUAAGGACUGUCAUCAUAAAGACUGUCAUAAUGGACGAAGCGCCCACAAUCAAGGAACACUUUCUAGGAUUUCUUGUGGCUUCCGAAACAACAGGUCUUGGUUUGUCAUCUUUGAUUUUGAACAGGCUUAAGGAGCUUAAUAUUCCAUUUGAUGAUUGCAGAGGUCAAUCAUACGAUAAUGGUGCCAACAUGAAGGGGAGGAACAGAGGGGUUCAAGCAAGGCUGCUCCAGAAAAAUCCACGUGCACUUUAUGUUCCAUGUGUGUCACAUUCAUUGAACUUGGUGGUGGCUGAUGCAGCAAAAGCGUCGACAGAUGCCAUCAGCUACUUUGGUAAUGUACAGAAACUGUACACCCUUUUCUCAGCAGCCCCACAAAGAUGGGCAAUCCUAAAGGAACAUCUGACUAUUGCACUUAAGUCUUGGAGUGACACACGGUGGGAGAGCCGUGUCAACAGCAUAGAGGCAGUGCGGUACCAGGCCCCUAACAUAAGGGAGGCAUUGUUGGAGGUCAGGGACAAAGUGACAGAUCCCCUGACCAAGGUUGAAGCUUAGAGUUUGGCAGAAGAGGUUGGGUCAUACCGCUUCCUCAUUUGCACAGUGGUAUGGUAUGACAUUCUUCACCAUGUGAACCAUGUUAGCAAGCUCCUGCAGUCUGCCACAAUGCAGCUUGAUGUGGCAGUUGACCUCCUUACAAAGGCAAACAUGUCUCUGACUAGUUAUAGAGACACUGGCUUUGCUGCAGCUCAGGCCACUGCUAAAGACAUGUGUGAGGAAAUGAAUGUGGAGGCUGUGCUGAAAGAGAAGAGACUGAGAAGCACAAAAAAACACUUUGCCUAUGAAGCCCCAGACGAGCCUAUUGCAGAUGCCAUGAAGAGGCUAGAAACAACAUUCUUCAAUGUAGUUGUUGACACGACUAUUGAAUCCUUAAAGGAUAGAUUUGAAACUCUGGGUGAAGUGAGAGCCAGAUUUGGAGUGCUGCUCAACUUCAAAAAACUGGAUGGUGUGGAAUUGUGCAACCAGUGUGACAAGCUCUGCAGCACAUUAAGCACUGGAGAUGGAGGUGACAUUGAUAGAAAGGAGCUGGCUCUGGAAAUUACCAAUCUGCCAAGCCUGCCUACAUGUGAAAUUACUGCACUGGAGCUCCUCUCUUUCAUCCACAAAAAAACCUGAAUGAACUGUAUCCCAAUCUGUGGAUUGCCCUGCGAAUGGCCUGCACUCUUCCUGUGACUGUGGCCUCAGCAGAGAGGAGCUUCUCAAAGCUGAAGCUCAUCAAAACCUACCUGAGGUCAUGCAUGGGACAGGAUCGCCUCACUGGUCUUGCCAUAAUCAGCAUGAACCAUGAGAUUGGCAAGCAGCUGUCAUAUGAUGACAUUAUUGAUGACUUUGCUUCUAAAAAAGCAAGGAAGCAGAAGUUUUGAGGAGGAGGAAAAAUCCAGAUCAGGAAACUCCUGGCGUAUCUGGCGUACAACACAUGACGGGAUGACCACUCUGAUGCCUCGUCCUAAAAAGCCCCAGCACCAGCUUACAAAGCUGCGAUAGGCAAGAUGCCGAAAACGCCUAUAAGGGGAGGAAUGGAUGAUAUACCGUGUAUAUAUAUGUAUAUUUACACAUGUUCAUUUUGUACAUUUCUAAAAAUAAAGUUUGAUGGAAAUACUUAAUAGCACUGUUAGACAUGGGCGGAGCCUCUCUGGUGGUUGACUAAUCAGAACAGAGUGGCCGAGCUGACCAA
Messenger RNA from Gymnodraco acuticeps, 2613 nucleotides. Its product is annotated as zinc finger MYM-type protein 1-like. The coding region runs from base 357 to 1436 and encodes 359 amino acids. Lineage: Eukaryota; Metazoa; Chordata; Actinopteri; Perciformes; Bathydraconidae. The record is from RefSeq and is a predicted model, not a curated record. The transcript has 2 exons.